Molecule: messenger RNA, 4161 nt
Organism: Anguilla anguilla (European eel)
Lineage: Eukaryota; Metazoa; Chordata; Actinopteri; Anguilliformes; Anguillidae
Gene: ercc6l
Product: excision repair cross-complementation group 6-like
Exons: 3
Coding region: 111-3953 (1280 amino acids)
Molecular function (GO): DNA translocase activity; ATP binding; ATP-dependent chromatin remodeler activity
Source: RefSeq, a predicted model, not a curated record
UCAUUGGAUGGAACUGUGGCGGGCUAGUUGUGUUUGACUUUCUUGCUUUUUCUGAUAGACUAACGUAUCUAUGAGUAUUAUGCACUGAUUGCAAACGUUGACAUUUCACAAUGGAUUUAUCGCAUAAGGGAAAGUAUGCGGCUCCAAUUGAGGAGAUCACCGAGAAAAUACAGAAGUCAUUUUCAAUUGACGAGGAGGACAUGGAGACCUAUCACAUGUAUAUUAAAGAUGGCAAGGAUGCAGCCAGGCAAGGAAAUUUGUCAGAAGCCCUGGAGUUGUUCAAGUCAGCCUACAAGAUGCAUUCCUCUGAGAAACUUAAAAGCAGAAUUAUGAAGAUUGAGGAGGCUUUGACGGAAAUGGCAAAUGAAGAAUCAGAUACUGAGGAAGACUUUGUUAAUGUCAACAACUGUGGCUUAAUCCUCUUCAAAGAACUGCACGACAAACUGUAUGAUCAUCAGAAAGAAGGUGUAGCUUUUCUCUAUGGUUUGCAUAGAGAUGGCAAAAAGGGGUGCAUUUUAGCUGAUGACAUGGGAUUGGGGAAAACCAUUCAGAUCAUUGCAUUUCUUUCUGGAAUGUAUGAUAGUGAGUUGGUUAAGCAUACUCUCCUCAUCAUGCCAACCACACUACUCAGCAACUGGACAAAGGAGUUUGCCAAGUGGACACCAGGAAUGAGAGUCAAAGAGUUUCAUGGAAGCAAGGCGGAACGUGACCGAAAUUUGCAGAGAGUCCAAAGGAAAGGCGGUGUCAUCAUUACCACGUACCACAUGUUGCUUAGCAACUGGGAGCUCCUGUCCUCCUACAAUGGUCGUGAGUUUCGAUGGGAUUAUGUCAUUUUGGAUGAAGCGCACAAGAUUAAAACAUCCUCCACAAAAACUGCCAAAAGUGCUCAUGCCAUACCAGCUAAACACCGCAUCCUUCUCACCGGUACACCUGUGCAAAACAACCUAAGUGAACUAUGGGCACUGUUUAACUUUGCAUUUCAAGGUGCUCUCCUUGGUACAGCAAAAACGUUCAAGUCUGAGUAUGAAAACCCAAUCACCCGUGCCAGAGAGAGGGAUGCAACCCCAGGUGAGAAGGCUCUUGGACUGAAGAUUUCUGAAAAUCUGAUGGCAAUUAUUAAUCCCUACUUCUUGAGGAGAACAAAGCAGGAAGUUCAGAAGAAAAAGAAAAAUGACACAGAUGGCCAGAAAAGCGCCAUGAACAUUGAAAACGAGAACAAAAAUCCCAGUGCUGCUGGAUCAGCAAUGCCAACACUCACAAGAAAGAAUGACCUGAUUGUAUGGACGUACUUGAGUCAAGUCCAAGAAGACAUAUACCGACAGUUCAUUUCAUUGGAGCACAUUAAGGAACUGCUCAUGACCACUCGCUCACCUCUGGCAGAAUUAACUAUCCUGAAAAAGCUCUGUGACCACCCAAGGCUGUUGUCAGCCAGAGCUGUCGCUCAGUUGGGUCUUGAAGAGGGUAUCAACCCCAGCGACCAUCAUGAUGAAAAUGAGUCUGCCGCCUGCCAAAUUGACCACAUACCCGAUGAGACCCUGGUGUCUGAGUCUGGCAAGUUGACUUUUCUUGUAGCACUUCUGGGAAGGUUGCGGGAAGAAGGUCAUCGUACACUUGUGUUCUCUCAGUCAAGGAAGAUGUUAGACAUAAUCGACCGUGUCUUAACCAACAAAGGAUUCAAGCUCAUGAGAAUUGAUGGCACUGUAAUUCAUCUGCCAGAGAGAGAGCGACGUAUUGAACUUUUCCAGACUAACAAACAGUACACAGUGUUUCUUCUAACUACCCAAGUAGGAGGCGUGGGCAUAACACUGACAGCAGCCAACAGAGUAGUCAUUUUUGACCCAAGCUGGAAUCCAGCAACAGACGCUCAGGCUGUUGACCGAGCAUAUCGAAUUGGUCAAACAGAGAAUGUUGUGAUAUACCGGCUAAUCACCUGUGGGACUGUGGAGGAGAAGAUUUACAGACGUCAGGUCUUCAAGGAUUCCUUGAUCAGACAGACCACAGGAGAUAAAAAGAAUCCAUUCCGAUAUUUUAGUCAACAGCAGCUGAAGGAACUCUUCAAACUUGAAGACACCCGGUCAUCUUCAACUCAACUCCAGCUGCAAUCACUGCAUUCCAGGCAGAGACGUACUGAUUCUGAGCUAGAUGAACAUAUUGCUUACCUGCACUCUAUGGAAAUGUUUGGAAUCUCGGACCAUGACCUUAUGUUCUCCCAUGAUGCAGCAGUACAUGAGGACCACCCGGAGGAUCAAGAAUCUCAAUGCUACAUUGAGAACCGUGUGCUAAAAGCACAAGAGCUGAUGAAAGCAGAGUCAGAACUGCAGAGGCAGUUCAUGGAAAACAUUGCCUCCAGCACAGAACCUGCAUACCUUCGAAAUCCAGGUUUGGGAAAGAGGUCUACUGAAAGCAAGCCAGUCAAAGUACAACCAGACAACAGUCCUGUCAGUGUCAGUGACUACAAUGACGUUUCCCCUGCAGUGGUGGACCUCACUCAGUCUUCGCCGGACUCAGACGAGCAUGUGCACAAUCUAAGUAAUAAAUUAAGCGAAUUUGUUCUUGAUUGCAGCACUGAAAAUAAGAAGUCCCCUGAAAAAGACAAAAUGAAGGAUGAAAUGUAUUCAAGAAAGUCACCCUCUGUCGUCAAGUCCUUCACAGAAGUGCACACAGAAUUUGAAGUGGCAGACUCUUCAGAUCAGGAAGAUGACGAAAGAAUGACAUCAGCUCUUGGGGAUAAUGAUAGUGUUUUGUCAGUGCACGAUAGUGUUGAUGUGGAAGAACUUGCCAUUUCUGACAAUGGAGAGCAGUCCUGCAUAUCUGUUGAUCUGCAAAAUGCUGAAGUGCUUCCUACAAUCCAAAAUUUAUCAGUUGAUCUGGAUUCCAAAGUGGACGAAUGUGACCCUGCAGUUCGAUGUCAAACUAAUUCUAAAUGGUCAGUCCUUCAAGAGUCAGACAUUGACAAUGAAGGCUAUAUUGAGGAAUCCUGGAAAGCUAAUUCUGAACUUGAGUCCUUCCAGGGUAACUUCAAUUUGCAGUUGGAAGACAGUGCUGAAGAAACAUUUCCAGAAAAGGUGAAUGGUUCCCUUGUGGAGGAGAACCCAGGGCUCAAGUUACAGAUGGAGGCAAGCCUGUGCACAGAGAGAGAACAGUCUUCAACAGAAAAUGAAAGUGCUGACUGCAUUAGUGAAGACCCUACAGACGAGCCUUCCUUCAUGUAUAGUAUGAAAAAGAAGAAAACCAUGCGAGUAAUUUAUGACAGUGAAGAUGAGGAGGAAAACUACAAUGAUGGUCAUGGGAAUCUCCAUGUAAAAAGUUCUUUCAAUGAACCCUUAAAGGGGGUAGAGUGCUCCACUCCAAAGCCUGUCAAGACCGCAAGCUUUCUGCUGUCUUCCACGCCACACAGGAAGAGUAUUGGCCUAAAUGCAUCUGUGGCAUCCAGGAGGUCUUUAGUGGAAUCCAUGCUUGAUGAUGUGGAAGACCUCCUUGAGGACAUGGAUACAGAAGAAGCCGAGCAGUCUGGUGAUGCACCACAGAGCACAGGCUCUGUGAGUGAGUCUGUCAUGGAGGAAGAAGAGCCCAGCGGUGAAACUCUGAACACAGAGAGUGAGGAAAAGGAAAGCCAGAGUUCAUUUGUUCACACAGGUGAACCUGAAAUGACAGAUGGGGAUAGCCCUCUGGAAGAAUCAACAGGUGACUAUGAACUAGCGUCAGGUGAAUCUAUGGAACAGUGCACCCAGGGGCAAAAGCAGGGGAACAGCGUGGCCACCAUCAUCAGCAAAUCCGCACAUGUCCCAGAUGAUGAGUAUGAACAUCUUUUGAGAACAGGGAAAGAAUGCUAUUCCGCAGGGAAACUCAAAGAGGCUUUGGAUUUAUUUCUCAAAGCUAUUGAUAUCAGAAGUGGAGAUCCUGAAAUUCAGUUAUUGACCAUACAGCUUUAUCGCCAGCUUAGCCAGCUCUAAGAUAAUGAGAAAUUGCACCAUUAGAAAAGUAUGUAUAUUUGCUGGUUUUUUUUUCUUUCUUGAAGUAAAUGCAAAGAUGAUCAAGCUUAUUGAAAUAUAUUCUAUUUGCUGCAAGUCUGUGAUGUAUUCAUACAAUAUAUAGUCAGUUCCAGUAUUUCUUUGCUUUAAGUUUAUUUUCCCUUCAAUCGUACAAUUAAAUGCUUGUGAC